UACUGAAGGUUUACCAUAAAUUAUAAUCCCUCGAUACAGGAUAAGUCAAGAGCUAUGAGAGGUAGAGAGAGAGCGGGUGCGUUCAGCAACGGGGCAUGCGGACGACGGUCAGCACGGAGUUGGGAGCCUUUCGGAAACCAAAGAAGGAUCAGAGAUGGGCGGAUGGAUGGUUCACCGGUAAGAGGACUUAGGAAAAAGCAAGACAUUUGGGGAUGUGAUAGAAGGGUGUAUAAUCAAGCCUCAGUAUUUUUCUUCACAAAUUUCCCGGACGACUGGAGUCAUGAAAGUAUGUGGCUCACCUUCCGGAAAUUUGGAAGAGUCUUGGCUAUUUACUGUCCACCAAGGAAAUCGAAAUCAGGAAGAAGAUUUGGGUUUGUAAGAUUCUUAGAAGUUAAGAAUGAGGUGGAAUUGGAACGAAAGCUGGAUCAAAUCAGAGUAGGGACAUCCAAACUCUGGGUUAACAGACCGAGGUUCAGGAUGGAGGUUGGGAGAAACAGAGGAGAUACAAAACCAGCUGAGAGGAAUUUUGUUAAACCAGGGAGGUCAUUUGCAGAGGUUGUUAAAGGGACCCAAGGGUUGGAAGAUAAGGAAGGAAAUAAUCUUCAGCAAGCUCCAAGCACUAGAGAUAGCCAAAAAAUGCAGCAGAAGAGUAACUCGCUCAAACCACAAACGCAGGUAUGGAUCAAGAAAACUAAUGUGCGUGCAAGUGCUGGCCUGGAGUUUAAUGUGAAAAAUGAGGACCUCCUAUGGCUGGAAGGGUGUUAUGUUGGAACUGCACAUUCGGUUAACAUUAUUCCAACCCUGCAACAGAAGUUCUUCAUGGAAGGAUAUUUUUCGUGUAAAGUAAGACCUAUGGGGGGACGUUUGGUCUUAUUGGAAGGGGGUGAUAAAGACGAGAUUAAGGACUUAGUGGAAACAACCCCGGAAUGGUUGGGGCAGUGGUUUGAGGAGGUAAAACCCUGGUCACCUUCAUCGAUUGCUCAAGAAAGGUUUGUGUGGAUUCGAUGCCAGGGUGUUCCGAUUCAUGCCUGGGGGCCUGAGUUGUUCUCAUCAAUUGGGGCUGUCUGGGGAAAGGUUAUCUCCUUAGAUGAUAGCACCAGUAAGAAGAUCAGAUUUGACAUCGGGAGAUUUCUAAUAUCCACGCCCAUUAUGGAGUUCAUCUCUAAAUCCAUGUCCAUCUCAGUAAACGGUAUGCCAUAUACAGUCAAAGUAAUGGAGGAAGAGGCAACUAACGGCAUUUUCUCCAUGAAAUCCGAUCAUGUGUUCAGAGAAUUAAGUGCCUCAGAUGAUCACAGCUCAGAAUCAUGGUCCCUAAAUAGCGAUGGCGAGGAUGCCUUUGCUGAAUCUAUUCAUGGCGGAGGAUUCUCUAGGGAGUAUGGGAAAAGUGCAGCUGGUAGGGCUGAUGAUGAUGACAUGGCAAAGGUUGAUGACGUGAUAGAUGACCAUGGAAGAGGGCAAGCAGAGAGGUGGAUGGAGAGUCUCAACGUGGACAUAACGGCUAGAAGAAAGAAAUUUGAAUUUGAAGAUGAUAUUGACAGAAUGAUGAGUGAUGAUGGUUCCAAUAUACAGGCUGAGAAGUUUUUUGAGGCAAGUGUUGGGAAAUCUCAAAAGUCUCCUAUCAGCAAGCCGGAAGAGAUGACUGAGGAGGUAGGCUAUGUUCCAGAUAGCCUGAGCAUGCAUUUAAUGCAGAAUCAGGGACAGAAUUCAAAUUGUGAAAUUGGAAAUUCGAGUGGGCCAAAAUUUCCUAACCGGGCGAGUGAGGAGAAGUGGGGCAAGGGUUGCGGGCUGGAACCUCAAACGGGUUUGAGAGAUGAUGAGGAUUGGGCCUCCUAUUUGGGGCCCAAUAAGGGAAUCAAAUCUUAUGUAGCUGGAGAUGACUUGGAGAUAAGUGAAACGGAGAAGGAUAAGGUUGAGGAAGAUGAGGUCAAGCGGAGAAGCAGGGGUAGCGAGAAGGCCAAGGAGGAUGAGGUGAAUAGGAGAAGCAAGGGCAGCGGGAUACCUGAGGACGAUGAGGUGAAGCUGACAAGCAGGGGAAGCGUGGUGCAUGUGAAGGACGAGGCUAAUCGGCGAAAUUGGGAGAGCUUGAUUAAUGAGGAGGAUGAGGAGUCUCGGAGAAGCAGGGGGAGCCUGGGACCCGAGGAGGAAGAGGUGAAUCGGACAAGCAUGGGAAGCUUGAUGCAUGUGGAAGGGGAGGCGAAAUCGGAACUUGGGGGUAGUGUGAUGUUCGAAAAGGGUGAGGGGAUUCAGAGAAGCAGGGGCAUCUUGAUGUCCGAGGAAGAUGAGGUGGACAGUGUGAAUCAGAGAAGCAAGGGUAGCUUGAGCCGGUUAGAAGACCUUAGUGAAGAAAGUUCCUUUUUGCAGGGAUUCGAAAGUGAAUCGGGGCAAUUGAAAGCUUGGAUGGGUAGAAAGGAGAGGGAAAUCAAGAAGCCAAAGAAGAAGAAGUCGAGGCCAUGUUCUUCGGUGUAUAAAAACUCCAGAAUUGUGGUCCAACCAAGGACAGAGAAACUGCAGAAUAGACGGAAAAAAUACCGAGAUUUGGAGGAGAAGGCUCCGGAGUUCUGUCCAGGUUCACAAAACCAGGUAGCUGGUGAAUCAAUAGCAGACAGUGGUAUUGAAAAUAGGAAUAAAUGCUUGCGGGCGGAGGGUAAUAUCAGCAAGGAAAUGAAGAUAUGGGGGUUUGCCAGAGAAAUUGGGGUUGUGGAUCGUGGAAAUGAGGAAGAAAUUCUGCAUAGGCUCGAGACCAUGGAGGAACGUGACAGAGAAAAUUUUAGAAAAGCAAAGACCAGUGAGAGAGCAGGGGUUAGAGAAUUAGUGAUUCGGGAAAAAGUGGAGUUCUUAUCAAUUCAAGAAUCCAAAACAGAGGUAGUGGAUCAUCAGCUCUGUAGAGCCCUUUGGGGAUCGGAUGAAUUCGAGUGGGUUGCCCAACCUUCAAAAGCUAGAACUCCUGUUUAUAUCAUUAACGUUUACUCCCCAUGUGACCUUCCUAGUAAAAGAGCACUAUGGGCUUCUCUCAAAAACCUUAUUUCUGAAAUUGGUGGGAACUGGUGUUUAAUGGGGGACUUCAAUGCAGAAAAUGUCAAACAAUGGGGUUUAAACCGUUCACUCUCUGAUCACUGUCCAAUUGUGCUUAAAAAUCAAAUUUCAGAUUGGGGCCCGAAACCAUUUCGGUUCUUUGAUGCUUGGCUGGAAUUUCCUCAGUUUAAAGGUAUUGUCACUGAUACUUGGAAAUCUACAGUAGUAAAAGGAUGGAAUGGGUAUCGUCUGAAGGAAAAACUGAAGGAAACUAAAAAAGUGCUGAAAGAGUGGAGCAAGAAGAUGACAUCAGAGAUUGACUUGGGCAUUCAAAAGAGCAUUGACUCUAUUGCCUCUAUUGAUAAAAAAGGUGAGGAGAUGCCUCUGUCACUAGAAGAUAUUGAAGCCAGAAGGACAAACUUCCUGGAGCUAUGGAAAAAUCAAAGGAUGAAGGAAAGUAUGUGGCGCCAAAAAGCUAGAAAGACAUGGAUUAGUGAUGGGGAUGCCAAUACGAAAUUUUUUCAUAGAUGUGUGAAAGGAAGAAGAAGAAAGAAUGAUAUAUCAAGUAUCCUGGUGGGGAAUCAACGUCUUGAAGAAGUCAACAGCAUGAAAGAAGGUGUGGCUAAUUAUUUUGAGACAUUGUUUAAAGAAGAUGUGUGGCAACGACCAGUGUUAGAUGGGGUUGACUUUAAGAAGAUCUCAGAAGAGGAGAGGGAAAUGUUGGAAGCACCGUUUAGUGAGGAGGAAGUCAGACAAGCUGUGUGGAGUUGUGAGAGCACGAAAGCACCAGGACCCGAUGGUUUCAACUUCAAAUUUGUCAAGGAGAUGUGGGGAACUAUUAAGGAUGACGUAAUGGGAUAUGUAUCUGAUUUCCACAAGCAUGGCAAACUGGUUAGAGGGAUGAACUGCUCAUUCAUUGUAUUAAUCCCUAAAGUCAAUAGCCCUCAGAAAAUUGAAGAAUUCAGACCAAUCUCACUAGUUGGUGUCAUGUACAAACUGAUUGCGAAAUUGUUAGCACGUAGGUUGGCUUCUGUCUUGAAUGGGAUUAUUGGGGAGAAUCAGAUGGCUUUUAUCAGUGGAAGGCAAUUAGUGGACAGUGUGAUCAUCGCAAAUGAGAUUAUCGAUGAAGCCCAGAAAAGAAAGAAGAAAGGAUUUGUGUUCAAAGCUGACUUUGAAAAAGCUUAUGACAAAGUCUGCUGGGAAUUCCUGGAUUAUAUGAUGCUAAGAAUGGGGUUUGGUCAAAAAUGGAUAAACUGGAUUAAUGAAUGUUUGAAAACAGCAGAAGUCUCAGUGCUUCUUAAUGGCAGCACCACCAGGCAGUUUAAGAUGCAAAGAGGUCUCAGACAAGGUGAUCCUCUCUCUCCUUUCUUAUUUUUGAUUGUGGCUGAAGGUCUUAAUGGCAUCAUCUCAUCAGCUGCGUCAUUGGGGAUGGUUAAUGGGAUUGAUAUUGGGCAGUGUGGCAUGAAUAUAACCCAUCUCCAGUUUGCUGACGACACAAUUGUGUUUGGUAAUGCUUCUGAAGAAAAUAUUUGGGCUGUUAAAAGUAUCAUGAGGAUCUUUGAGAUGGUGUCAGGUCUUAAGAUUAAUUUUGGAAAAAGUAUGCUUAUGGGCAUCAAUGUUCCGGAAGAAUGGAUGACUAGGAUGUCUUGUAUUUUGAAUUGCAAACAGGGAUCCUUUCCAUGUAAAUACCUAGGCAUGCCGAUUGGGGGGAAGAGCAGAUGUAUUGCUAUGUGGAGACCUAUGAUUGAUUCCUUUAAGAAGAGACUGGCCAGCUGGAAAAACAGAUUUAUUUCUCUUGGUGGAAGGAUCACACUCCUUAACUCCGUGCUAUCUAGUCUCCCUGUGUUCAUGAUGUCUGUCCACUUGCUGCCUAAAGGUCUGAUUCUUAUUCUUGAUAAAAUUCGUAGGAAUUUUCUUUGGGGGGGUGGAGAGAAUAAUAGGAAGAUCAAUUGGGUUUGCUGGGAGAAGGUGUGUAGAAGUAAAUUGGAUGGUGGGUUAGGGGUGAAGGAUCUUAGAAAGUUUAAUUUAGCGUUGCUAGGCAAGUGGUGGAGUAGACUAGCGGAGGGAGAGGAAGGUCUUCUUUAUAAGGUUAUUCGUGAGAAAUAUGGUAGUAAUGGAGGUAAUUGGUUGAAUUGGAUCGAAGAGGGGAAACAGAAGGGGUCGUUAUGGUGGAGGGAUGUUUGUAGAUUAGAUUAUUCAUGCUCUAAUAGAGUUGGCUGGCUCUUAGAUGGCUUUAAACUAAAGUUGGGAGUGGGUAUCUCUGUCAAAUUUUGGGAGGAUGUUUGGAUUGGGGACGAGACACUAGCCAAUAAAUUUCCCAGACUCUUUUUGAACUCUUUAGGCAGGACAAAGAGCAUUUCUCAAAUGGGAUUCUGGAGCAAUGGAAGUUGGAAUUGGUCAUUAGAAUGGAGGAGACCUAUCUUAUCCUGGGAAGAACACUCGAUGGCGGAGCUGUGGAGGAUGCUGCAGAAUAUCCAUCCAAAUAUGGGACAAAAAGAUCGAUGGGAGUGGAGGAAUGACCAGGGUAUGUACUCAGCUAAAUCGGGUUAUCAAGUUCUCUCCAGCAUCCACCAUCAGAGUAGGAAUAACUUGCAUAAAAGAACUUGGUGCAGGUUAGUCCCCACAAAAAUUUGUGCCUUUGUUUGGAAAGUCCUUCAAGAUAGAAUACCCUCCAAGUGUGGUCCAAAUGCCUCCAAUGGUGGAGAACAUCUUCUGUUAGAGCAGAUAAGUGCUAUGCAUCCUUUGAACAACAAGCUGCCUACUUUAAAAAUGCAAACAUCAGGGCAGGAUGGGAUGCAGUCUGGUGUGCAACAAUCUGGUCUAUAUGGAGUGCUAGAAAUGAAAGGACUUUCAGAAACCAGGACCAAGAUGUCAAUAGGACCUUUGAGCUGGUGUAACUGCGAACAUUCCAAUGGAUCAAAAACAGAGUAGUAGGGUACUCUUUUAAUAUAUGUAACUGGAUGUU
Rubroshorea leprosula is the source of this 5977-nucleotide messenger RNA. The record is from the annotation of a GenBank genome assembly. NCBI's taxonomy places the organism in Eukaryota, Viridiplantae, Streptophyta, Magnoliopsida, Malvales, Dipterocarpaceae.